AUGGGAGCGCGGCCCGUGGGCGGAGCAGCCAAUGGAGGGCGCGCUCGGAGGGCGGCGGGCGGAGCCCCGGGCCCCAGCCGCACCUGCGCGCGCCGCACCUGCGCGCGCCGCACCUGCGCGCGCCGCACCUGCGCGCGCCGCACCUGCGCGCGCCGCACCUGCGCGCGCCGCACCUGCGCGCGCCGCACCUGCGCGCGCCGCACCUGCGCGCGCCGCACCUGCGCGCGCCGCACCUGCGCGCGCCGCACUUCCGCCGUGCGCGCGUGCUCUGGUGCGCCUGCUGGCUGGACGGUGGGUGCCCCUCCAGCACGGGCCGACCCCGGCGGUUCCGGUCCCCGUUGGGCCGCAGCCCGCGCGGAGCCCACGCGGUCCGCCAGGGUGUUAGUGCCGCGGUUCUCUGCGCCCCGGGACGCCGCCUUCGGGCCUUUUUGGCGUCUCGGCUGGACGGGACCCGUUGCUCCUUCUUUCUGGGCGUCUCGCUCUGGGCGUGCGGACGGGUCGUCUGCAGCCGCACCGUCUUCCCGUGACGCGGUGAAUGUGGCAGUGACCGCAUCGCCACUGCAAGCCGACCGUUCCCCAGCGGGAGCAUUUCCCGCCCCGCACGUCCCCACUGGCCGCUCCCGCCGCGGGCGCCGCGCUGCGCACCGUCCCCAGGACGCGGACGUCCACGGAGCCACCCGCCCUGCGCUCGCGGAGCUCCCAUAUCUGCGGGGGACCGACGGCGACAGAGCGAAGAACCAAGGUGCGGUGGACGCGGUGCGAGAGAAGGAAGGCGCUCGGGAAUGGCUGCCCCGGGCGGCUGUGCACCUGCUGGAAAGGAGUUUCUGGACUCAGAGAUGGGAGGGGCUGCAGAGGGGGCGGCUGAGCGGGAGCCCAGGCUGGCUGACCGCUGCCGAGCUGCGGCAAAGGCAGAGGCACACUCGGGGGACUUGCCGCCUGGAGGCGUGAAUUCGGAGAAGGAGAGCAUCUACCGGUGUCUCAGACCAGGAGAGACUGGCGAGUCACCCCAGAAGGGAAGGUGAGUGGGGAAGGGACCACUACAGAACUCCAGGGGAGGCCCAGGAGGAAGGACCAUGAGGUGCGCUUCCAGAGAGCCAGAAGCCCACGGAGUCCCGAGCUGGGUGAAGACGGGGACAGGAGUGGCGGGUUCCCCAACGCUGCGUGAUGAAGGCGGAGGAUGGCCUGUGUGGUCUAACAGUUGGGAUGCCAUGGCUGACCUUCACAAGAGCGGUGGCUGUGCAGUGCCCUGUGCAAAUCUGUUGUGAGAGGGUUUCAGAGAAAGGGGUUGGGAGCAGCACCCGCCCUUUGCUGUGAAGACGAGCAGAGACGCGGGGCUGUAAUCUCUACGUGCAGAGUUAGCCAGUCCGCCUCCGAGCGGUUGGAACAGGAGCUGUCAGGCUCCCCCACACACGGGUGCUCUGGUGUGCGUUAGGGUGUCUUUUGAAGCAAUAGCACCAUGUUUGGCUUCAGUUUAGGCUGUAUUCUUUAUUAAUUAGCUUUCGUUAAAUUAAAAUUAAAAAGCAGCAGCAGCCACACAGAGGCACCGCAUCCCGGAGAGCACUGUGCUGCCUGCCCUGCGUCUCCCUGUGCGUCAGCUGGCCGGCAAGAGACUUUUAGCUGUUCUGUUUGAUGACCUAAAGGGGUUCAAAUAUCUCUCUGAGUUACUCCGGGUUCUAAUUGGUGUUGGGCAGUUUUCUUAUUUUAUUAUUUUUGGAUCUCAUGGCCAAAUUGUGAAAUGCCUGCUGUGUAUUAGGAUCUAGCCUGCUGUAUUGGUGCAAGAGAUACGAUUCUGUAAUAAAAAGGAACGGGGUGCCGGUGCCAACGGG
This is a messenger RNA of Neogale vison (American mink), 1826 nucleotides long. RefSeq lists its product as uncharacterized. The record is from RefSeq and is a predicted model, not a curated record. NCBI's taxonomy places the organism in Eukaryota, Metazoa, Chordata, Mammalia, Carnivora, Mustelidae. The coding region runs from base 1 to 948 and encodes 315 amino acids. The transcript has 2 exons.